Aspergillus puulaauensis is the source of this 366-nucleotide messenger RNA. RefSeq lists its product as uncharacterized. Lineage: Eukaryota; Fungi; Ascomycota; Eurotiomycetes; Eurotiales; Aspergillaceae. The transcript has a single exon. The record is from RefSeq and is a predicted model, not a curated record. The coding region runs from base 1 to 366 and encodes 121 amino acids.
AUGGCGAAGGAGGAUCAUGGGAAAACGGUCUGGCUUGCGAAGAAAUCAUUCCAUUCACUGCAUGCACCCAUGCAGUCACUCUACUCACUACGCUUUCACCCGCAUUGUUGCCACUAUCUGCGACCUGCUUCAGCCUCUCGGGCCCACACUCCGCAAUCGCCUCGUCUGAAGACUAAGAGUAAGAGGCGACACACCGAAGGAGCAAAUGUCAUUCCGUUUGCUCCUCUUCAAGUGCGCAUCGCCAAUGAGAUUCUGCCGAGGCGAUCGAGAAUAUGGGGUCAGAAUUCAGAAAGAAAGCCAUGCCGUCUCGGUUACGGGGUGGCUGAACUUCUGAAAUCAAGGUCCCAUGCCCAGGGAAUAAUAUGA